ACUUAUGCCAAGGGAUUUAUCACACAAACAUGUGCUCCUGCAUAGAAACUCGAUACGGACGUCAUCACGUUAUAUCACGGUUCACUGUCCGCAUUUGGGAAGCAAAUCUUUUGGAAAUUCCUCAAUUUAUGCCAGAGAUCAUGACGCAUAGAUGGGACGGCAGAUCAGUGUCCCCGCAUAGAAACUCUAAACGGACAAUCUCACAUUAUUAUUACGGUUCGCUGUCGGCAUAUAGGAAGCAAAUCCCUGUCCAACGCCUUUGCCGCGUCCCCAUCUUUAAAUACUUUGAACCUACGCCUUAACUUCCACCCGCUGUACGGGUUUAGAACACCGGUGGACCGCCGGAACACCACACCGCGCCUCACCCGGGACGGUAUUUUUGGCGAUGGGGAGAACUCCAGUGACCGGAGGCGUUAAUUGGGGAAAAUCUCUCGUCCCAAUCCUCCCAACGCUAAGAAUUCCUGCUCAAACGGGGGGUUUAGAUCUUCUGGCGGAUCUUUCCUUCUUUCUCUGGCUUUGAAAGGUCUUACAGUUGUUUGUACCGGCUAGUCAUGUCAUCUAGCAGUAGUUUUUUUAAUGAUUUGGGAAUUCAUCCUGAGCCUAGUGAUCCUCAGGAUAAUGAAGACAUGAUGGAUAUCAAUGAGCAUGUGAAUGACUAUACUCAUCCGUUACCAAAGCCAAGUGCAUCUGUUGCUAGUAGUGUUUAUGAACUCCUAGAAUGCCCUGUUUGCUUGAAUGCUAUGUAUCCACCCAUCCAUCAGUGUUCAAAUGGUCAUACACUGUGUUCUGGAUGCAAGCCUAGAGUACAGAAUAAAUGUCCUACUUGCAGGCAUGAAUUGGGUAAUAUUAGAUGUCUUGCUCUGGAGAAAGUGGCAGCUUCUCUUGAGCUUCCGUGCAAAUAUCAGAGCUUUGGUUGUAAUGGGAUUUAUCCUUAUUAUUGCAAGCCAAAACAUGAAUCAGUAUGUGCAUAUAGACCCUAUAAUUGUCCCUAUGCAGGGUCUGAUUGCACUGUUGUAGGUGAUAUUCCUCAUUUGGUGAGCCAUCUGAAAGAUGAUCACAAGGUUGACAUGCACAAUGGAAGCACUUUCAACCACCGAUAUGUCAAAUCAAAUCCACAUGAGGUUGAGAAUGCAACAUGGAUGCUAACGGUAUUCAGUUGUUUUGGACAGUACUUCUGCCUCCAUUUUGAGGCCUUCCAGAUGGCCAUGGCACCCGUUUUCAUAGCAUUCUUGCGGUUCAUGGGUGAUGAGUCCGAGGCUAAAACUUACAGCUACAGCCUUGAGGUUGGUGGUAAUGGACGCAAGAUAAUUUGGCAAGGGGUGCCUCGAAGCAUAAGAGACAGCCACAAGAAGGUGCGCGAUAGCUAUGAUGGGCUUGUCAUCCACCGAAACAUGGCCCUAUUCUUCUCGGGUGGGGAUAGGAAGGAAUUAAAGCUGAAGGUGACUGGGAAAAUUUGGAAGGAACAGUGA
Molecule: messenger RNA, 1469 nt
Organism: Phoenix dactylifera (date palm)
Lineage: Eukaryota; Viridiplantae; Streptophyta; Magnoliopsida; Arecales; Arecaceae
Source: RefSeq, a predicted model, not a curated record